AAGAGUUAGGAUGUCGCCGCACUGCAGUGGUAGUGGAUGUGAACACCACCAUUGACUUCAUAUGGCAGUCAGAAACACAUCUGUGAUGAUCGACCGAGCAGCCCACGCUAAAGGGUCGUGUGGUUCUGGUACUUAGAGAGGCUCCAAAGAUGGUCAUCAAUCUUCAGCAAGGAAUGGACAAAUAUCAAAUCAGCUACAUAAUUGUUCGCACCAUUUGUACUAUUUGAAAAAAAAAUUUGUUCUUUAAUUCCAUUUUCGGAUUUCUUCUACAGAAGGUUCCUGGAGGCGUUUUUUGUGUUCAAGUUCAAGGAAGAGUGUUUGGUAAGAUCCCUGGAUGACAACACGAGGACAAGCACCGGAGAGUUCCUGGUGUAUGGUCAACGAGUGGGUCAGGAGCAUGGUGCUGGUGGUGCGGAGCCCAGUGUGUGACAGCCAUUGACAGCAGGAAAAAACAAACCAAUAAACAAAGGUCGCUACACCGGGGAACUGAGCAGGCAGUGUGGAGCUGGCGGUGUAAUGUCCACUACUCACCUGGCAGCUGGCAGCACGGAGGCCAGAACAGAAUUUCUGUUUGCGACAUUCAACGGGCAGAAAAUCACUACAGCAAAGCUGAUAGUCAACCUUCUACAGGCAGUUGUCGGAGUUCUCAUCGUCUUGCUCAACGGACUGGUGCUGGACACCAUGGUCAGACAGGGCAAGUCACGUGAGGCGGCCGACCUCCUGGUGGCGGGACUGGCUCUGUCGGAUGCUCUGGUCGGUGUUAUUGUGCUUUGGGUGUCUGUCUACAACAUCGUCUACUUCCAGGUGGUGGAAGAGUGUCUGCUGAGGUUAGGUUUGGCUCAUUCCACUAUGGCAAUCAGUGCUUUUCUUCUGCUGUGUCUGUCGGCGGACAGAUUCAUGAAAAUCAUCUUACCUUAUCAGUACAUUGAUGUCUGCAAGAAAUGGACCGUAUGGGUUGUCAUGGUAGUUGUUUGGUUGCUAGGCAUCGGUAUUGGCUCACUGCCAUUACUUGGAUGGAAUUCGGCAGAAACAACUAAUUCCUCAGGGGAUCCUAUAUGUGGUUACUUCAAAAUCAUGAAUCCAGACUACUUAAGGAUGUACAGCGUCGUCAUCUGCACGCCCAUCUGCGCCAUCAUCAUACUGUACUUGAAGCUGUUCCACGUGGCCAGGAAGCACGCUGUAGCCAUAGCAACCACUCAAGGUUCGGUCACGUCAAAGGUCACGGCUGAUCAUCGUCACGUGUGGCGCUACACGAAGACUGUCUUCAUCAUCGUCGGCGUCUACUUCAUCUGCUGGCUUCCUUUGGGUGUGGUGGUGAUGUGCUCGGUAACCGGGGUGCUAGACCACAUGAGCAUCUCCAAGAGAGGCGACUUAAUGCUCUACACCGGAAUCUUCGUCUUCUGCAACAGCCUCCUCAACCCCAUCAUCUACGCCAAGAAGAUCCCUGCCAUCCGCAGACGGUUUACAGCCAUGUUCUGCUGCUGUCGGAAAAAGGACGAAAGUUCUGAGCACACUUUCAGCAUCACCAACACGGAUAAAUAAUGUAAAUGAAUCUUGUCUAUGAUUAAUCGAAUCCAAGGUUAAAGCAUUCGAAGAUUAUUCCAGGAUUUAACUACGAAGGAUAUAUCGACUUCAAGAUGGAGAUGGUCUGCUUCAAGGCAAAGAAGUUAAUUUUGUCUCAUCUCGCCUUUUCAAGGCAGUGGCAAACCAAGUUCCGAAUGCGAACUGAAGGAGGAGUGUUUGGCAGUUUCUCGACGUCACCACGUGACCAGCUACCCCGGUAUGACCAGAGCAGGGUGCUUCACACGGACUCACUUUCUCUUUCAGGGGUACAGUGAAAUAACCGAGAACUUGCCUGUUAGGAACUAGUCACGUGGUUACAUGUUGUGGUUUUUUUUUCCUCUCAUCCUUAUCAUCGUCUGCUGCUCGUUAACAGACAUGGGAACUGUAAAAUUCACGAGGAUACUAACCACUGGCUGAUAUCUUCAGAAAGAUCACAGGCGUGUUCAUAACGAAGUUGUUUCACACUUUUGCGGAGUACGAAGACUCGAUAUGAAGGAAACAUGUCAAUCAUUAAAAUAUUAGACAUUUUGAUAAUAUUUGUUUAUUUGAAAUGAAGGACAUGGCUGUUGUUCAAUGUCUGUUGCAUUUUGUAUCGUGUUAAUAAAAAGAAAUCCCUUUUCAGAUAAGUAACCUACGGAUGAGAAGAUACGAGGGCAGAUAAAAUGGCUUUGCUAUGUUCGUCGCUGAAAUGUGCCUGAGAUGAGGAAUAACUAUUUUAUAUCAGGAAAUAACACGUCUGAGUGUUCAAUCUUGUGCACAAAGCCUGGAAUAUACAGACACAAUCGUGACAAGUGGCGGAGCUCGUCUGGUGACAACCACUGACUCAAUCACUAUUAGUGACUGGCUUUCUCAAUUACUGGUAAUGUCUCACAGACUCAUUUUUAGUGACUGGCUGUCUCAAUUACUGGUAAUGUCUCACGGACUUGAUCAUUAUCAGUGACUGGCUGCCUCAAUCACAAACCUACCCAAGAAGACAAAAUAAUUUUUUUGUAACCUUCCAGAGGCGAUGAGAGAGGAAGAAACGUGAAAUAAGACACAGAGUGGACGAGAUAAACAUCGAUACUGUUGAGAGAGAAGUACUUUUAUGUUGUAAAAUUAUUGUCAUUUGCACUCUUGGCGGUUUUCUUUUAACGAGAUGGUCUAUUUGUAGAAGAAAAUUUAUGUGGCAAUGUUGUUUGUAUUGUCAAAUAAAAGUGUGUUCCCGA
Pomacea canaliculata is the source of this 2768-nucleotide messenger RNA. Its product is annotated as adenosine receptor A3-like. Gene Ontology annotation, cellular component: membrane. Gene Ontology annotation, biological process: G protein-coupled receptor signaling pathway. The coding region runs from base 517 to 1542 and encodes 341 amino acids. The record is from RefSeq and is a predicted model, not a curated record. Gene Ontology annotation, molecular function: G protein-coupled receptor activity. The transcript has 6 exons. Lineage: Eukaryota; Metazoa; Mollusca; Gastropoda; Architaenioglossa; Ampullariidae.